AUGACAGAGGCAGCAGAUGAGAACAUGGUGUCUUUAGCGUCCUGUAGAUCUGAGUAUUUGAGUUCUGGCUCCACCAGUGGCUACAUGUUCCUCUUUGAGCAAAUACUCUCCAUCCAUGAAUUCCUCGAUGUAGCCCUCUUGCUUUUCGGUGUGCUGGAAGAUGGACUGUCCUCCAACGGUGUGCCCCGAUCGACAGCCCCAGGUGGAAUAUCCAACCCAGAGAAGAGGAUGAGCUGUGGGACCCAGUGCCCGAAUCCCCAGAGCCUCACCUCAGGCCCUCUGACCCAGAAACAGAAUGGCCUGCGGACCACGGAGGCUAAAAGAGACGCUAAGCGAAUGUCUGCAAAAGAAGUCACCAUUAAUGUUACAGACAGUAUCCGACAGGCGGACAGAAGUCGAAGAAUCUCGAAGAACUGUGUUAACUAG
This is a messenger RNA of Puma concolor (puma), 426 nucleotides long. The record is from RefSeq and is a predicted model, not a curated record. NCBI's taxonomy places the organism in Eukaryota, Metazoa, Chordata, Mammalia, Carnivora, Felidae.